Messenger RNA from Eublepharis macularius, 5895 nucleotides. It is a transcript of the gene SP4, whose product is annotated as Sp4 transcription factor. The transcript has 6 exons. Lineage: Eukaryota; Metazoa; Chordata; Lepidosauria; Squamata; Eublepharidae. The coding region runs from base 81 to 2387 and encodes 768 amino acids. The record is from RefSeq and is a predicted model, not a curated record.
CUCCCCGCCGCUACCCCAGCACCCCGCCCUCCGUCCCUCCCCUCCUCCUCGAGCCGCGCCUCAGCGGGUGUUAAUGCGGGAUGAGCGAUCAAAAGAAGGAGGAAACUAUGCCCUCAGAGGCGGAGAAUUCACCUGAGGCAGAAAACAAUAAAAAAAGCAAAACUGGAGCCUCUCAGGAUUCUCAACCUUCCCCCCUGGCUCUCUUGGCAGCAACUUGCAGCAAAAUAGGGACACCUGGUGAGAAUCAAGCAACUGGACAGCAGAUUAUUAUAGAUCCAAAUCAAGGUUUGGUGCAGCUUCAAAAUCAGCCACAGCAGUUAGAAUUAGUGACAACUCAGCUUGCAGGAAAUGCUUGGCAGCUGGUUGCUGCUGCCCCUCCUGCUUCAAAAGAAAAUAAUGUCCAGCAGGCGUCUUCUGUCACUUCAAGUGCAGCAAGUCCCUCUAGCAGCAACAAUGGAAAUGUAUCUCCUUCAAAAACAAAAACAGGCAGUUCCUCUGGAGCAACUCCAGGACAGUUUCAAGUAAUACAAGUACAAAAUCCAGGUGGUAGUGUUCAGUAUCAAGUGAUUCCUCAGAUUCAAACAACAGAAGGUCAACAAAUUCAGAUCAGUCCUGCUAAUGCUGCAGCUUUACAAGAUUUACAAGGUCAAAUUCAACUUAUCCCUGCAGGGAAUAAUCAAGCUAUCAUUACAACUACAAAUAGGACAGCUUCUGGGAAUAUUAUUGCUCAAAACUUGGCAAAUCAAACAGUACCAGUCCAGAUUAGGCCUGGUGUUUCCAUUCCAUUGCAACUGCCUAUUGCUGGUACUCAGGCACAAGUUGUGACAUCAUUGCCUAUAAACAUUGGAGGAGUGACCCUAGCAUUACCUGUAAUAAAUGUUGCAGCUAGCGGUUCUGGACAGGUUUCUCAACCCACUGAUAGUGGAGUUUCCAAUGGAAAUCAGCUGUUAUCCACACCUGUCACCACAGCUUCUGUUAGUAGCAUGCCAGAUUCUCCUUCUUCCACUUGCACAACUACUGCCUCUACGUCUCUAACAAGCAGCGAAACUUUAGUAAGUACUGCAGAAACUGGCCAGUAUGCAAGCACAGCAAACAGUUGUGAAUCUGCUACUGAAGAUCCUCCAACAACUGCUUCGGAAACAGAGGCCCAGAACUCUAGUCAACUUCCGUCUAAUGGACUGCAAAACGUUCAGGACCAGUCAAACUCUUUGCAGCAGGUGCAAAUAGUAGGUCAGCCUAUUCUACAGCAGAUACAGAUCCAACAGCCACAACAGCAGAUCAUUCAAGCUAUUUCUCCACAGUCUUUUCAGCUUCAGUCAGGACAAACUAUUCAAACCAUUCAACAGCAGCCUUUGCAAAAUGUUCAAUUACAAGCAAUGAGUCCAACUCAAGUGCUCAUAAGAGCACCAACUUUAACCCCAUCAGGGCAAAUCAGUUGGCAGACAGUACAGGUCCAGAAUCUUCAAAGCCUUUCAAAUCUCCAAGUUCAAAAUGCAGGGUUACCCCAGCAAUUAACCAUUACUCCUGUAUCUUCAAGUGGUGGUACUAUAGCUCAAAUAGCACCAGUUGCUGUUGCUGGUACACCAAUAACGCUAAAUGCUGCCCAGAUUGCUUCCGUGCCUAAUCUCCAAACAGUAAGCGUAGCCAACUUGGGUGCUGCAGGUGUCCAAGUGCAAGGAGUUCCAGUUACCAUUACUAGUGUUGCAGGUCAACAACAAGGACAGGAUGGAGGAGUGAAAGUACAGCAAGCCACAAUAGCUCCUGUAACUGUAGCAGUAGGAGGCAUUGCUAAUGCAGCAAUUGGUGCUGUUAGUCCUGAUCAGAUAACUCAGGUGCAGUUGCAACAAGCCCAGCAAGCUUCUGAUCAAGAAGUGCAGCCUGGCAAAAGGUUAAGAAGAGUUGCUUGCUCCUGCCCUAAUUGCAGAGAAGGAGAAGGAAGAGGCAGUAAUGAGCCAGGAAAAAAGAAACAACAUAUCUGCCACAUUGAAGGUUGUGGAAAAGUAUAUGGGAAAACAUCUCAUCUCCGGGCACACCUUCGCUGGCACACUGGAGAAAGGCCAUUUGUUUGCAACUGGAUCUUCUGUGGAAAAAGAUUUACAAGAAGUGAUGAGCUACAAAGACAUAGACGAACCCACACAGGUGAGAAAAGAUUCGAAUGUCCAGAGUGUUCUAAAAGAUUCAUGCGAAGUGACCAUCUCUCUAAGCAUGUCAAAACUCAUCAAAAUAAGAAGGGUGGAGGAACAGCCCUUGCUAUUGUUACCUCAGGUGAACUGGACUCUUCAGUUACUGAGGUUCUUGGAUCUCCAAGGAUUGUCACAGUUGCAGCAAUUUCUCAAGAUUCAAACCCAGCAACCCCUAAUGUUUCUACAAACAUGGAGGAAUUCUGAAAGAACGUUGUACAAAUGCCUAGAGCUGCACUUAAGUUUACAACCUUUCAAGAUAUGGAAGUGGGCUUGUAAAUGUAUUACAGAGCAGGAAAUCAUGCAGUCAGUCUUGAUUUCUGUAAGUAUUCCAAGUUGGAGGAUUAGCACAGAAUGCAUACAUUGUACAAAACAAAAAUUUAAAAAAAUUAAAACAGGGCCAACUGACAUGAAUAAAUUAUGGAUAAAAUAGAUGAGGAAAAUAUUGCUUCCACACACUGUACUUAUUUAUGUAGCUCUAUAUCAUGGAAAAUAUUUUAAUUGGAUUUUUCUUCUCUUUAAUAUUAUAUGUUAAUGUUUGUUGUAGCAACAAACUGAAUAUGCCACAGCAUAGCUGUUAGCUGGCGUGGUUUUCACAGGAAGGUCUCUAGUGUUUUUCAUGGGAACUUUCACUUUCUAAAAGGCACAACAAAAUACAUAACAACUUAAUGAAUAUGAAUACCUUAUUUUUGGUUUGUGAAAUGUAUAUUAAAUUUGGCCGUCUUUAUUCAGUUUUUUAAAUUAUUCAAAUGGCAGCAUGUGCAAUACAGCUGCUGAGUCUGAGAUGCAUCUCAGAUAAUUUUUAACCACUACAUUAUAGUAGUGUGUAUAAUGACAAUCAGUAAACACAGAUUACUCUCAUGGAGAGGUAAGAGAUCUAUAGAGCCAGUGUAUACAGUAGCAAAUAUUAAAUCUUAGAAAUAUAUUGACAUAAGAUUUUAACUAAUUUCUGUGUAAAAGUGAAACAUGGGAACCUAUGUGACAAGUCUUAUACCUUAAUACAUCCCAUUUCAAAACAUAGAUGAUAAAUUACUCAGCUUUGGUUAACUUCAGUUUUUAAAAUAUCUGUAAUUUUAAAUAUUUAAAUUUUAUUAGACUCGGUGGGAAAGAGAGUGUUAUAGAGCUAAUGCACCACUAUCAACUUUUUGGCAGUUUCAAAUAUUAAUAUCCUGAAGUCUUUAUACUGCGACAUAACAGCCAAAGAAAAGGAUGAAAAACUUUAACCAAAUUUUUAAGAAAUCUAUUCUUUCUUUUAUUAGGAACAAUAGUGGUAGGGAUCCAAACAGCUACUGUACUUUAGAUGCACCCAAUAGGGCUGGUAUAGUCAGUAGUUUUUUGACCUUUUACUUUGAAUAGCAGACUCUCAGGCAUUAUAGAAAACAACUUUUGAAAGUCCUCUCAAAUUCAAAAGUAACUUACUGUGUGGCAAAGCAGACUGCUUUUUGUGAACCUCAAGAUGAAAAGUCCCCUUGGGCACACAAACGUAGUGGCAAGAUGUUUUGGAUCCUAGACAAAAUUUUACAUUCCUCUUUUUGUAUCUAAAUAAGCCAGAAAAGAAUAAUUGUAAAGGAAUUUCUUGUAUCAUCAAUAAUUUUGAUUCUUCAGGCAAAGACAUAUUAGCAAAAUAUACUUGCUUUUCUGGACAAUAAACUAAGCUAUUAUAUUCUUAGUAUGUAUUAAUGUGAUGGAGCAUAAUUCAAAAAUGGCCAAAUAUUAAAGAUCUUUUUGCCAUGUGUACUGACAUGCAUGAGAGAGGUAGUCACUCUGGAUAGGUAUGCCCAUCUCCAUCUCCAUGAGAAUGUGUAUCCAGCUGGAUAGUAGCACCUGGGUGAGCAUCACAGUACAGAUGGAGAUGCAUGCUGAAUGAACAUCUGUAUUGGUUACACAUGUGAAGAUUGUUUCUGCUUGUAGAUAUCCCUGGCUGGAUUGGCACAUCUGUGUAUGCAUUGUUGUGCACAACAUAAGUAUGGCCAAACACACUUUAGAUUUUUAAACAUUUCCCAUAGGUCUAAACAUGACACUUUACAAAUUUUCUUAUUUGGAAAAUAUCUCAUGAUAGUCCAGUUUAUAUACUUUUACACCAAAAUAUGUGAUUGAACUUAGAAGUACAGUGCAAGAAAUUAACACUUUUCCUUUAAAAAUUAUCUUUUUGUUAGGAGCUGUUUCAAGAACCUAAACAAAUACCUUUUAUAAUCUUAUACAGGCAUCAGGUUCGUGGCAUUGCAUGUAUUUUUAACAACAAAGAUUUAUUGGUAAUUUGUACCUCAUACAUUCUAGGAAUGCCCUGGGUGGUGAAAUGUGAGGCUGAAAGUCUUUUAUACUUUCAGUUUACGUACAUAGCAAACAAAACAAUUUUACACUGUGGUUAUAAAUUUCAAGUUUCUUGAGCCUUUUAUAGACAUUUAAUGACGUCUUUAAAUUUGAGGUGAGUUUGUAUAUUAUUUUGUAUAUUUUAUUUAAAAUGUUCUCAGCUGAUGUAUCUGGUUUUAAAACACCAGAAUCAAUUAGAUGAUACGUUUAAUAAGGUGGCCAUUAACUAAUACUGAUAAAUUUUGUUGCAUCAACUGAAGCAACAACUAUAUGCUUCCUAUACGCUUAUUAUCAUCUUUCACAAUGAGUGCUAUAAAAAUUCAGUUAAAGUUUCCUUAAAGAAUCAUGUUUACUUAGAAGCAAAGGCUAUUUGCAAACUGAAAGUAUGAGUACUCUGCACAGCUGUUAGAUAUUAUAUGCAUACUUAUGUAUGCAGAUAUGAAAUGGAAAUUAUUUUUUAAUCGGCAGCAAAUCCCUAUUACAAGUAUAUCGAAAUCUUGUUGGCAUCAUAGAAUCUAAUGUAGUUUAAUCUGUGUUAGCAGGUGCGCUCAUUACCCCUGGAAUUAGAAACAUUUUGAUAGUCUGUUCUGCAUACCAUUCAGAGUCCACUUUUCAGUCUUAGAAGGAUCGUAAAUUUCAGUGUCCUUUAUUUGACUCAGUGGGAUAUAACUGUUGUAUGUAAUAGGGCACAGAUGUGCAGUAGUAGCUUGUUUAUAAUGGCAUUUCACUGUUCUUUUCCUUUGCCACCAUUAUAAAAUUUUGCUUUAUUGUAAUUAUCAGUGCAAAGUGUAUUUAUCAUGGUAGAUCUCAAGUGUUGGAAUCAUUUUUUUCCCAUUACAAUAUUAUUUUUUGGAAUAGGGUUGUGUAUGUGUUUUCUGAUUACAUUAGAAGUUGGUGUUAAGUCAUUAUUUAUCUUAUUGUUUCAUGAGAGAAGUAAUACAAGUGUGUAAUCUAGGAGGAAAAGUUUAUUUGUCAAACUUAGGUAAGCAUGAUGUUUGGGUCCUAUUUUUCAAUUUUAUAACUGUUUUAUUGCAACAAUAUUUGUAUUUAAGUCUCCAUUUCUAAUGCCUUGUGAUUUUUUAUGCAUGUCACUAAAUUGUCAUCCCACAAAAAUAGAUGUGCAGCAUAGGGUGUUAAAUCUACAUAAUGAUUUUGAAACAGAAAAAUAGUUGGUGGUAAAAUUGUAAAUGUUUUCCAGAAAAUCCUUAUAAAAAGUUUUGUAGUAAUAUUUCACUUGUAAAUUUUUGUAAGAAAAAGGGAAAAAGAAAAAAAAAGCAAGGAACACCUAUUCUAGAAUCUACAAAUAAAUUCUGCCAGCAAAGCCUCUAAGGCAUUAAUUUUUACUAUGCUAAUUUGUAUAAAUUUUGUGUGUUUUUGUGGAUUUGGAACUAAAACUGUGUAGACG